Messenger RNA from Penicillium verrucosum, 303 nucleotides. RefSeq lists its product as uncharacterized. The record is from RefSeq and is a predicted model, not a curated record. The coding region runs from base 1 to 303 and encodes 100 amino acids. The transcript has a single exon. NCBI's taxonomy places the organism in Eukaryota, Fungi, Ascomycota, Eurotiomycetes, Eurotiales, Aspergillaceae.
AUGAUGCCAUGGUUUGGUGUUAUCUAUGAGGACCACGAGCGGAUGGAAACUGCUGAAGCCGGGACAUGGAGCAAAAUUGACGACGCCUAUCGGGAUAUGCGAUUAGCUCCCCGAAAGCCAUCAGGAGAAUCGAGUCAGAAACGUGCAGUCAGAGACCUCCCCUCGUUCCUAGGGGUAUCCCACCUUACCGGUCUCGGGGAUCUCUCCGAUGCGCUGCGCGGGAGAAUUAAGUGGUCUGGAUGGCCUAUUGUUACUGAACUCGAAGCCCUCUUCGGAGAGGACAGACAGGCCGCGCAUAAAUAG